Mangifera indica (mango) is the source of this 1957-nucleotide messenger RNA. Its product is annotated as membrane-bound transcription factor site-2 protease homolog. Gene Ontology annotation, molecular function: metalloendopeptidase activity. The coding region runs from base 71 to 1657 and encodes 528 amino acids. The transcript is spliced from 8 exons. Gene Ontology annotation, biological process: regulation of response to endoplasmic reticulum stress; membrane protein intracellular domain proteolysis. NCBI's taxonomy places the organism in Eukaryota, Viridiplantae, Streptophyta, Magnoliopsida, Sapindales, Anacardiaceae. The record is from RefSeq and is a predicted model, not a curated record. Gene Ontology annotation, cellular component: membrane; cytoplasm.
UGAAAAUGAUUUUCCCUAAAACCACAAAAUGGCUUAUUUCUCCCUGCGGAGUUGAGAGAGCUACGGCGAGAUGGAAGGUCGGAGAUUGAGAAGAUUUGAUCGUCCAUCACCACGUUCCUCCUUUCUACCGGUGACCACCUCCACCGCCGCCAACGACGCCACCAAAGCCACUGUGUCCUGCUGCUACUGCGACUUCAAAAUUCAUUUUUUAAAUCAACCCCUCUUUCGAUUUGGACGAACACACGCUGCCUUCUUCAGGCUCUGGUUCUCCAUUGGCGUCGGUUUCGCCCUCUCCUUGGUCUUUUCUGUUCUCUUCAUUCUUGUUUGGGGUAUUUUCUAUGGAAGAGACUCCAAUAACACGGCUUUUUUCUUCUUGUUUGGCUUCUCACCUUCGGUGUCAAUUGGUGAUGCUGCUUAUGUUAUAAUUUCUUCCUUGAUUGCUGUUUCUGUGCAUGAGUUUGGUCAUGCUGUUGCUGCUGCAAGUGAGGGCAUACAGGUGGAGUAUAUUGCUGUUUUCAUUGCUAUUCUGUUUCCGGGUGCUCUUGUCGCUCUCAACAAUGACUUGCUGCAGGCAUUGCCACGCUUUACUGUUCUCCGUGUGUACUGUGCUGGCAUUUGGCACAAUGCGGCGUGUUGUGCAGUUUGUGGGCUGGCUUUAUUCCUAAUGCCUGUAAUCUUGUUACCCUUUUAUACACAUGGUGAAGGCCCCAUGGUCUUGGAUGUACCUUCAACAUCACCUUUGUCAGGUUAUUUGUCCACAGGGGAUGUCAUUGUGUCUUUGGAUGGCAUACACAUCCAUAAUGAGCAUGAUUGGAUGGAGAUGGCUUCCUUUCUGGAUAGACGAACACUUAAAACAUCAAAUCAUACUGACUUUACAGGUUUGACAGUACCAAAUGGCAGAAAGGGGUACUGUGUCCCUAAUUCUAUAAUUGAAGAAAGUGAGAAGUUUCAAUCGGUGGACAACCAGUAUCGCUGUCCUGAUGAAUUAACUGCAUUUGUCACCCUUGAAUGCUCUGAUACAAGUACGCCACGUAAUGUUAUGAGUGAAGUUGGUCAGUCAAACAAAAGAGAGAGUAAUCACUGCUUAAAUGCAAAGGAUAUUGUCAAGUUAAAUAAAUGUGGUGAUGGAUGGAUGACUACUGUAACAAAUCAAAGCAACUGCAUAUGUGCAAAGCAAGAGUCCUGCUUAAGUCCAGAUCUGAUUGUCGGUUUAGUAUGGGUUGAGAUCACAUAUUCAAGACCAUCUCCAGAGUGCUUGCAGCUUGGAAGAGAUUCAAUUUCAGAUUCCAGUGGUGCUGACUUUGUCAAACAUGACUGUGGUGGGACUUUUGUAUUCGUUGGUGAUGUGAUCACCAUGGCACAGUCAGUUCAGUUAACUGCAUAUCGACCUCGUUGGACACAUGGUUUUUCUGCGUAUCUUCCAAAUAUAAUAGAAAAGGGUUUGAUGUGCGUGUUCCAUAUUUCACUAACCCUAGCUCUUCUUAACAGUUUGCCUGUAUAUUUCCUAGAUGGACAAUCUAUUUUAGAGGUGACUGUAUGCUACAUCACUUCUUUGAGCCCAAGGAAAAGGCAAAAGGUUCUUCAAGUAUGUCUAUUGGGAGGGACACUCAUAUCCAUCCUUGCCUUCGUGCGGAUGUUCUUCCUCAUUUUAUGGUAGAUAAAAAGGUUCCUCGAACCCUGUGAAAUUGUAGGCUAUUGAGAUAAUAUACAAACAUGAGCUUCGAUUAAACUAUUAGAUUCUUCACACUAAUUAGUCAAUCAGAAGAGGAUUCAAAUCCAUUGUUAGAUGUAUUUACAUGUGAAAUACUAACUAAAUUGUGUGGAUUUUGGAUGGUGUACUAUAUAGGAUAUCUUUAGGGGUGAAUUUGAUUUGAACUGUUUGAACUUGGAUCAAUAUUCGGCACAAAUGAACUGAGUUUGAGUUGAAAAAAUUUUAGCUCGUACUCUCUCACUGCAC